Molecule: messenger RNA, 2395 nt
Organism: Galleria mellonella (greater wax moth)
Lineage: Eukaryota; Metazoa; Arthropoda; Insecta; Lepidoptera; Pyralidae
Product: vitamin K-dependent gamma-carboxylase
Exons: 7
Coding region: 1-1980 (659 amino acids)
Biological process (GO): peptidyl-glutamic acid carboxylation
Molecular function (GO): gamma-glutamyl carboxylase activity; vitamin binding
Source: RefSeq, a predicted model, not a curated record
AUGCUGUUUGAUAUACCAGACGAGAGAGGUGGAGCCGUGAUGGAUGAGCGGUGGAGUGACCCUCACACAUGUCACUUCCCACUCAUCCCCUUCAUACGUGCUGUCCCCAUGCCAUACAUGGCCGUAGUGUACGCUGCCAUGUGGUUAGGAGCUCUAGGCAUCAUGUUGGGUUACAAGUACCGCAUAUCAUCUUCUAUGUUCACAAUCUGCUAUUGGUACUUGUUUUUGAUCGAGAAAAGUUUCUGGAAUAAUCACAGCUACCUGUUCGGAUUGGUUGGUUUGUUGUUGACGUGCACACAAGCCAACUGUUACUGGUCAAUAGAUGCUUACCUAGAUCCCACUAUAUUAAGUGAGACGAUACCUUAUUGGAACUACUUCGUGCUCAAGUAUCAAUUCUUCAUAUUGUACUUCAUGGCAGGCGUGAAAAAGGGCACGGCCGAGUGGCUCACAGGAUACUCCGUUCAGAAUCUCGGUGAGCACUGGGUUUUUGAACCUUUCAAGUUGUUCCUGACAAUCCCCCAAAUAGAUUAUAUAAUCGUACACUGGUUUAUAUUCGUUUUCGAUCUUACGGUGGCCAUAUGGAUGAUGUGGUCGCGGAGUCGCCACGUCGCCAUGGUGUUCUGCGCAUUAUUUCAUCUCAUGAACAGCAGACUCUUUAGAAUUGGUAUGUUUCCCUGGGUCUGUCUCGCCACUAUGCCGUUAUAUUACUCAUUCAAUUGGCCAAAAGAACUAAUGACACGUUUUAAUAAACAUCUUAUGACAAUUAGAGGUCAAUGCUCUAUUUUGUUAGAAGUCGAAGAAAAUUGUAAAGAUGAAACAAAUAAUACGAAAAAUGCGGACGAGAGAAGAACCAUGGAAAAAAUUGUUGAAGAACUUAAAGGCAAUGUCUUGGGAUCUACGGAUAUCACAGAAGAAACAGAUUCAAAUAUAAUGAAAACUGAAGCAGAAAAUAAUGAAUGUCAUCCUAUUGCUGAUGAUAAUGAAGAGCAAAAUGCGUCAUCUGAAAUACCUUUACAUUGUAAAAUUAAUACGCGCCAAAGAAUCACAAUGUACAUUAUUAUUUUUCACGUGUUGAGCCAAGCUUUUUUACCUUUUUCGCAUUUUAUUACAAAGGGCUAUAAUAACUGGACAAAUGGUCUGUACGGCUACUCCUGGGAUAUGAUGGUGCACACGUGGGACACGUACUCUGUUGUUGUGAAGGUCGUCGACAAUGAGAAGAACAAAGAAUUUUACGUUGAUCCCCAACUCUAUACGCCUAAUGACAGGUGGACGAGACAUGGAGACAUGGUGCAUCAAUAUGCCAGAUGUUUAAGAGACAAUGUAAUUGACGUAUCUAAAAGGCUGAGUCAGACAGAGUCGGUAUUGUCCAACAAUUUGUCUGUUUAUAUAGAUGUUUGGUGUUCAUUAAACGGACGAUUCACGCAGCGUAUGUUCGAUCCUAAUGUUGAUAUAUUGACAGCUUACUGGUCUCCGUUCACUAAGACAUCUUAUCUGCUACCGCUUUUGGACGAAGCAUUGAAUUGGAGGAGCACUCUAGAUGGAAUACGAAAGGAAGUUCGAAAUUGGAACAAUUACAGCGAUGUUAUGUUCUUAGUGGAUUUUCCAGGUUAUGUACAAGAGAAGUAUAUUCCAACCGAGUUACACAACGUCACGCUAACGGUUCUAAAAGGUAAUGUGGCCUAUGAACCAGAGGUAAGCGAAAAGCGAGGACAUACUCAACGCCUCACCAGUGGAAACCGGAUCAAAGUGGUUUCUGGUUCCUUCCACAAAGUUCUUAAUAUUGGAGACAGCCCGUCGUACUAUAUGUACACAUUUUUUAACAACACAGAUAUGCACACUUCCACAAUGACAGACAAAAUUCAAAUUAAACUACCAAUUGGGAGGGAAUUAUUUAAAAGAUUUAGCGGUAUGGCAACAUUUGGAAAUUUGGUUCUAAGAAACAUAAUUCAAAUUGUUUUUAAAGCGUGGCAGUGUUGUUAAUAAAUUAAUAGAAAUUAUAUGUUUCGAUCAGUAUUCUCUAAGAAUAAAUAUAAAAAUAUAAUUAUAUUUAAUGUGCCCGAGACUUCAGCCUCGUGGUCGGGGUAAUACAUAAGUAGCCUAUGUUCUUUUUUAUUUCAAAUAUUAACAGCGUGUAUGCCAAAUUAUAAAUACCUUUACCAGAGGGAGACUUUGAACAAAAGUCGAUUGCUUGGGUACCUCUGUCUCAUUCGUGUUUCAACCGUGAAGCGGUUGUGUUUGCAUGGCUGUGUUUCGGUUUGAAGGGUGCGAUAUGGCGUGAAUUUACUGGGUACAGAGGAAUAACACCUGAGUCCUCAGGAAUGGCAACGCAUGGGGGGUAUCAUGGGCGAAACAGUAUACACUGUUAUGUCCGUGGUACUGCUCAUGUCUAUAGGCG